AUGACGCGACUGAAUUUCAACGAUGUCGCCAAGCACACAUACACAGACUACAACAACAUUCCCCAUAUACAGGCUUCCGCCACUCUCUUUUGUGAUAUACCUGUAUUUUAUCAUCGCUGGUCGAUGUCCAACUUCCGUUGCUGGGGUUAUCUGAGACGACGGGAUCUUUUCCAAGUGUCCCGCGUGUCCCGCGUAUUCUGGUACACCUCAAGAUCUAGGAUAUUUCAGUCGCUCACUGUCACCCUCCCCUCUCCGGGGAUGCUCCCCCCCAGCCACAAUCUGGACCGUCUCUCAACGAACAAAGUUCUCAAGAUGCUUGAGCGUUUCUAUUCAGAUCCAAGUGCUAGUGAACUCUGGUACAUGGUUCAAGACUGGACAAUUGCAACUGCGCCGGCGAUCAGGAGCAACAUCCGCUACUUUGUUCGCUCGCAAGAGAAGAACCUGGCCACGAGAUCGGUCGAUGACAUCUUUCCGUUUGUGUCGUGCAGUCCUAAUCUUCGCUCUCUCGAACUUGUCCGCAUGAACCUUGGAAGGCAACAAUGGAUCAUUAUUGAGUCGCUACCUGUACUAGAGACUCUCAGACUCAUCUCAUGCCUCUUCCCGCCUUCAUCUCACUUGGAGCGCCCACUCAAACUAAAGGAACUUGCAAUCGCUGGAGACAGCUUCGGUCCCCGUUCAAUUGAAGAACCGUUGGUUUCUGUGCUCUGUAACCCAGCCUAUCUAGAAAAACUCACCCUCAUCGACUUUCUUAUCACCCACACUAUACUAGCAGCCCUUUCGUCUAUGGCGCCCUUCCACCACCUCACAUAUCUAAGCAUAUUUGUCACAUCUCCGAGUGGCGACCACUUCUUCAGAUUCCUCUCAGCAAUACCCACCCUAGCAACAUUGAGGAUUUUCCCCUGGUCUGCAAACAUCACGCCGCCUCACCCGUUGCCAGCCCUGUCUUUCCUUCGGUCUUACGACGGCUACCCAAACCUGCUUUCGUACAUCGUGCCUGGACGACCAGUCGAUUGUGUUUGCCUCGUGCUCAUGAUGGUCACCACAAAUGACGAUCAACCAGGUUAUGCCAUCCAUUCCGACCUGGUCUCGACCGUGCGCGACAUCUCACUUUCCGCAGUUCCAGUCAGGAAACUAGCAAUCGAGUAUUUUCUGCCCACUUUAGAUAACCUCGCCGCCAUCGCGAAGCAUCUUCCACAUCUUCAUCACCUGGACUUAGGCCUUAUCUCGGGGCCCCCGCCGCUAACACCCGUCAGUGUUGUAUUUAUCUUCACACUGCAGUUUCGUUGAUACUUUUAUAUGUGCACAGGAAGAAAUUCAUCGCCCUUUCCGAGUCAAGUUCUGAGUUCAGCUUCAACCAUGCUGGUGAACUACUUGAUACUGUGGACACCAUCCAGGUACGUCGAAUCGCAACUAAGGCCAUGCCCUCACGAAACUCUUUUCAGGGCCUUCUGAGUUGGCUGGCGGAGGGUCGUGCCCCACUUCCGCCCAAGCUGGUGACACUUCGGCUAUCACAUAGUUCGACAGAAAACGAGGACGUGCAGUGUGUGGAAAGUAUCAAGCAACUGGAACUCGUUAGUUGCUUGCAUAGUAGGUAUCCGAGACUGUGCGAGGUCGAGAUGGGAGGAUGCCGUUGGUGGAGAGAGGGUGUGCAUUGGUCGCGGGAGAUACUUGAUUUUGAGGAAACAUAGAUCCUUGUCACAUGCGUAUAGGGCCGCAUGUACUUCAGAUUACACGACAGGAUACAAUACACUGUCAGACAUUCUAUUACCACUCCUGACAAACUAUCC
Suillus subalutaceus is the source of this 1787-nucleotide messenger RNA. RefSeq lists its product as uncharacterized. The record is from RefSeq and is a predicted model, not a curated record. The transcript is spliced from 4 exons. NCBI's taxonomy places the organism in Eukaryota, Fungi, Basidiomycota, Agaricomycetes, Boletales, Suillaceae. Bases 1 to 1287 code for a protein of 428 amino acids.